AGGAAGAGAGAAUCGGUCCGGUAAGCAAGUGGGAAAAGAAGGAAGACGAGUUUUCUGUUUGUUUGGCUUUGCAUUUCUGCAAGCACAGCAAGCUUGAAUGCCAGUCUGUCAUCUCUAUAUCCAGUUUUGUAUUUAUGUAGUUGUCUAUUAAUAUAAAUACAUCUCGGGUUAUAUAUAUAUAUAUAGUCCUCUCUCUUCUACUUUGGCUCUGUAUCGCUCCUGGUUUUGUAGAGAGAGAUUUGAAAAUUGAAGCCCCCUUGGCUUCGAAGCCAUGAGUCUCUUCGGCCUCGGUAGCAGAAACCAGAAGACAUUUCGCCCUAAGAAGAAUACACCAUCUGGAAGUAAGGGGGCUCAACUUCAAAGACACAUUGAUGCAACUUUGGGUAGUGGGAACCUGAGGGAGGCUGUACGACUACCUCCAGGAGAAGACAUGAAUGAAUGGCUUGCUGUAAACACGGUUGAUUUCUUCAACCAAGUGAACCUUCUGUUUGGCACUCUUACUGAAUUCUGCACACCAUCCAACUGUCCAACAAUGACAGCAGGGUCGAAAUACGAGUAUAGAUGGGCUGAUGGAGUUACCAUCAAGAAACCAAUAGAGGUAUCUGCUCCAAAGUACGUUGAGUAUUUAAUGGACUGGAUUGAAGUUCAGCUAGAUGAUGAGUCUAUUUUUCCACAAAAGUUGGGGGUACCCUUUCCAGCAAAUUUCAUAGAUGUUGUCAAGACAAUAUUUAAACGAUUGUUCCGUGUCUAUGCUCACAUAUAUCACUCACAUUUUCAGAAGAUUGUGAGUCUAAAGGAAGAAGCUCAUCUGAAUACUUGCUUCAAACAUUUUGUUCUAUUUACAUGGGAAUUCAGCUUGAUUGAUGAGGGGGAACUUGCACCUCUCUAUGAUCUUGUCGAGUCUAUUUUGCAACUAUAGCUUCAUUUUAACAUUCUUUUUUGCAAGAAAGCAUUUUUUGGUUUGUUUUGAUUUUGUCUGGGUAUAUAUAUUGUUUUUGGCUUCUCUUUGUCCAUGGAAUUUCUUUGUUGAAUGAGAGAUUAACAUCUCUUUCUUUCUC
This is a messenger RNA of Tripterygium wilfordii, 1058 nucleotides long. RefSeq names its product MOB kinase activator-like 1A. The transcript has 8 exons. NCBI's taxonomy places the organism in Eukaryota, Viridiplantae, Streptophyta, Magnoliopsida, Celastrales, Celastraceae. Gene Ontology annotation, cellular component: nucleus; cytoplasm. Gene Ontology annotation, biological process: signal transduction; positive regulation of protein phosphorylation. The coding region runs from base 272 to 919 and encodes 215 amino acids. The record is from RefSeq and is a predicted model, not a curated record. Gene Ontology annotation, molecular function: protein kinase activator activity.